Synchiropus splendidus (mandarinfish) is the source of this 1667-nucleotide messenger RNA. RefSeq names its product regucalcin (gene rgn). The record is from RefSeq and is a predicted model, not a curated record. The transcript is spliced from 8 exons. Gene Ontology annotation, biological process: L-ascorbic acid biosynthetic process. Bases 116 to 1015 code for a protein of 299 amino acids. Gene Ontology annotation, molecular function: calcium ion binding; gluconolactonase activity; enzyme regulator activity. Lineage: Eukaryota; Metazoa; Chordata; Actinopteri; Syngnathiformes; Callionymidae.
UGGGGGGGCGGGUCCUGGUAGUUAGUUGGACCCACACAAGCAGACGUCUCUCCUUUUCUCUGGAGCCAACAUCCAAAUAUAAUCCAGUGACGUGAGUGUGCAGGUUCGGUGCAGGAUGUCGUCAGUGAAAGUCGAUGCUGUGGUGAAGGAGAGCGCUUUGGUUGGGGAAGGUCCAGUGUGGGAAGAGUCUGAUCAGACACUUCUUUUUGUUGAUAUCAUUGGGAGAAAGAUCCAUCGCUAUUCUCGAGAAACCAAUCACAUCCAGUCUGUGAAGACAGGUGACAGUGUUGGAUUUGUGAUUCCUCGUCAGUCAGGUGGUUACGUUGCAGGUAUUGGUCGCAGCGUCGUGGCUGUUGAUUGGUCAACUCAGACAAUGACACCAUUGGUGGAGCUGGAUCAAGACAAAGUGAACAACAGACUGAAUGAUGGGAAGGCUGACCCCGCUGGGCGCCUACUAGCUGGAACCAUGGGAAUUGAAGAGAGUCCAGGUGUGGUCCAAAAACAACAAGGAUCUCUCUUUUCUGUGUCUCCUGACCUCACUGUCACCCAACACUUCAGCCAGGUGGACAUCUCGAAUGGAUUGGACUGGUCAUUGGAUCAGAAGACCUUCUUCUACAUUGAUAGUUUGGCGUUUACUGUGGAUGCAUUCGACUGCGACAUAAACAGUGGCCAGCUCAGUAACCGGCGUGUGGUCUACAAGAUGCAGGAAGAGGAAAAGAUUCCAGACGGGAUGACAGUUGAUACCAAUGGCCAUCUGUGGGUCGCCUGUUAUAAUGGGGGCCGGGUCAUCAACAUUGACCCAGCAACAGGGGUCCGGCUGCAGACUGUUCUUCUUCCAGCCUCCAAAACUACGUCUUGUUGUUUUGGCGGGCCCGACUACAGUGAACUGUACGUGACCUCCGCCAGCCUGGGCCUCAGCCAGUCAGAGUUAAAACAGCAACCUCUGGCCGGGGCUACAUUCAAGGUGACGGGACUCGGGGUCAAGGGCCGUUCAUCGCAUGCAUUUUCUGGUUAAAAACAACUGCACUUUGAUCAUUUUCAAGUUAGUUGCUUUAAUGAUAUCUUGUAGGCUGAUAAUUGCUCACCUAGAAAAGUAUGACUGCAACAACAUUUUAUUUCAUCAACAAACACUGAACGAGCAAAGAUACACAAACUAGAAAAAAUAUCUACAUGUAUAAAAUUGUGCCUUUUUUUCACAUGGAAGGGGAAGUCGGGCUAAGGGGUUGGUGGUAAGUCAGAUAGUAGUGUCAGUGAGAGAGUGGCUAGGGUCAGAGACAGUACUGGGCAGGGCUAGAUCAAGUGAAGAUGACCUUGUGUGUUGACAGUUGUCUUCAGAGGACCUUUCUGUCUGGGUUUCAUUUAAAAAGGUUGAGAUCAGUGAUGUAUGAAAACAAGGUGGACAGAGAAUGUGCUGGUACUCUUCAAUUUGUGCCAUCAUUUUGGAAGUGAGUGGGCCAAGUUUAAACUAACCAGUUAGUUGGGGCGGUGAAUGCAAAUAAAGUAAUUUACUGAAAUAUUAAUCAACAUUUUCUGAUGGAUUUUGAUGUAACUGCCAAAUAAUUAUGUUCUCUCUUAUUGGACCAUUUCAAUGAAAACGCAAGUCCCUUUUAAGGGAUCAGAAUAUUUCACCAGCUUCAAGGAAAAUAAACUGCAUUGGGAAAAGCUUU